This is a messenger RNA of Cetraspora pellucida, 243 nucleotides long. Lineage: Eukaryota; Fungi; Glomeromycota; Glomeromycetes; Diversisporales; Gigasporaceae. The record is from the annotation of a GenBank genome assembly.
AUGACUACACAACCUGAAACACCAAUUAAUGAUUUAUCUUCGAUUGUUUCUCCACUUUAUGAAAGUAAUGAAGAAAUCCAAAAUCAUAAUAAGAGAAAAGUCGGUCGUCCGCGAAAAUAUACGAAUGAAGAUGAUGAAUUUAUUCCUAACAAUAAAAUUAGUUCGAUUGAAGUCGAAAAUGGAAAUAUUGAUUUAGGAAUUACAAAAAUCAAUGGAAAAUUUAAAGUUGUAUUCAAUAAAUAA